Molecule: messenger RNA, 1689 nt
Organism: Panonychus citri (citrus red mite)
Lineage: Eukaryota; Metazoa; Arthropoda; Arachnida; Trombidiformes; Tetranychidae
Product: carbonyl reductase [NADPH] 3-like
Exons: 2
Coding region: 174-1010 (278 amino acids)
Molecular function (GO): carbonyl reductase (NADPH) activity
Source: RefSeq, a predicted model, not a curated record
UUAUCUUUUUAUGGAAUUAACUUUUGUUAAUUAAAUAGAUUGUUUUCUAAUCUAAUUUCUAUUCUGUUAACCAUUUUCAUCUCUCACAAUUCAAAUUCCAGUUAAUUUCAAGUGUCUCCCUUAUCCUUAUUGUUUUCACCUCCGAUUACAAAGGUUUGAUUUCUGCAAUCAUUAUGGUUAAACGAUUAGCUGUUGUCACUGGUUCUAACAAAGGAAUUGGCUUUGGUAUUGUUGAGGUUCUAUGUAAGAAAUUUGAUGGAACUGUAAUGUUAUGUUCAAGAGAUUUGAAACGAGGCCAAGAAGCAGUUGAUUCCCUUAAAUCUAAAGGUUGUAAUCCGGUUUUCCAUCAAUUAGACAUUACCGAUGAAUCAAGUAUUGGUAAAUUGAAAGAAACAAUCGAGAAAGAGUAUCAAGGCCUCGAUGUUUUGGUCAACAACGCAGCGAUCGCCUUUAAAAACGCUUCAACUGUGCCAUUCGUUACUCAAGCUGAAGAGACAAUGGCUGUUAAUUUUUUUGCAACUCUCUCUGUUUGUAAGGCUUUGUUUCCACUUUUACGACCUCAUGCUCGAGUCGUGAAUGUCUCAAGUUCAGCUGGAAUGCUUCGGAAUGUAAGAAGCACCGAGUUGAAGACUCGUAUCGCUGAUCCAAACUUGACUGUCGAUGGUUUAAUUACUCUAGCAAAUGAGUAUCUAAAUGAUGUACGAGCAAAUGCUCAUAACGACAAAGGUUGGCCUAAUUCAGCCUAUUCAACCUCCAAAGUUAUGCUGUCCGCUUUGACCUUCAUCCAAGCUCGUGAAUUUGGUAAAGAUACUCGGGAAGAUAUCGUCAUUAACGCAGUUCACCCUGGUUAUGUCGACACCGAUAUGACAAGUCACAAUGGGACAUUGACCAUUGAACAAGGAUGUCAAGCACCAGCUUAUUGUGCUCUUUUACCGGCUAACGUUAAUGAACCAAAAGGAGCCAUGAUUUGGUUUGACUCAUCGAUAGUUGAUUGGCAAUCUACUAAUUAAAGCAGAUCAGCAAGCAACAACAACAACAAAAAAACUCACUAAUCAAGACACUUUCAGAAGUAACAACAUCCGGAAUGUAUCCUUUUUUAUUUUUCUAUCUACAAAAAAAAAGCGGAUCCAUUUUCCAGUUAAUUAAUUUUCGCCUUAAAUUGUUUUCUAAUGAUUUAUGUCUAUCAACACAUGAAAAUUUUCGUAUAAUCAUCAACUUAAUGGAAGACUUUUAAUAACCAAGAGUAGCUCAAUAUACAUUCAUCUCAAUAUGUUUUUAUAACACUUACACUUUAUCGCCUUUAACAAUUAAUAUGAUUAAUAUAUAAUCUAUGAAACAAUAGACGAAUCUACAAUUCCACUGAUUGUCUUGACAAUUAUCUGUACUUUGAUUACAUUUACAGAGAUUUGUUACUCUUUCGAAACCAUUUAUAAUCUCCAAGUUUAUUAACAAUCAAUUUUAUUUCAGACAAUUAACUCGUCAAUUGAUUUACUCCCAACGUGCCUACACUUCCAUCUGGUUAAACAUAGAGAAAAAAAAACAAGAAAACUUAGCAAUUAAUCAAUUGCAAACUUAAUUGUGCUUCUAACAAACCAACUAAACAAAUAUACAACAACAACAACAACAACCAGACACGAACCACAACCCAAUGAACCAUCACAGUAAAAAUUAAAGGAUAAUCUAAAUUUA